UGCUGCGUCGAUGAAGUGGCCGCCGCACAUGCUUCAUGUGACGCCAUUGUCCACUAUGGUCUGAACCAACUCACUGGUAGGACUUCCUUUAUUCAUAUUUUCUACUUUCGAGACUUUGUUUUGAUAAAGAUAACUGAAUCACUCCCUAAUGCGAUUGCAGCGUUAAUCGAACAUCAGUGCUCAGUGAGCCGUACUCUAGCAAAUCAAUUCUCAAAGCUUUUUCACACGAUUCGGAUAAGGAAUGACACUAGCAGAUAUCUCCAUUUCCCAUUCCGAACUAAGCAAAACCUUUGCCUGAUUCAGGGAUGUUCAUUUUUGGCAGCUUCCCUGUUGAUCUCACAACAUUCGACAAAACGACUGCGAGAACACGUCGACAAUUUCAUUCUGAUCGAGCGACGAUGCCCUGUGCACCUAGUUGAUCCUUCUCAACGAGGACAUCCCAACAUUGAGAACGGUGGAGGAAGCGUGGUACGCUCUCUGGGCCGUUUAGUGUCGCGAGAGUUUUGUGAUGCUACCGCAGUUCAAGUCUGUUUUGUUGGAGAUCCGGCAAGUCCCUUGAUUCCUCUGUGGUUGCUGACUUAUCCUCAGUGUACUUCUCUAGUAUGCUUCGAUCCGCAAACUUCAACAGUAGCGAAACAU
This is a messenger RNA of Ostertagia ostertagi, 639 nucleotides long. NCBI's taxonomy places the organism in Eukaryota, Metazoa, Nematoda, Chromadorea, Rhabditida, Trichostrongylidae. The record is from the annotation of a GenBank genome assembly.